AAAGAACCAACGGCAUGUAUUUCUCUGUGGUCAGUGUUGUGCUAUUGCUGUUCAUUUUGUGGAUGCUUGUGGUCCAGUUUUGUGGACAGAGCAACAGACGAACUGAUGGCGAUGCCAAAGAAAACAACAAACCAGAAGCUGCUUUUCCCAAACUCUUGCAUUCACUCUAUAAGCUCUUCUUUAGUACUGUUUCUCCUACUAUUUCUGGUCCUCGCUCUCUCCCUUUGCUGGGAAACAUGCUGGAUCUCGCUCAAGAUCAUCUGCCCAUCCACUUCACUGCAUUGGCACAACGCUAUGGAAAUAUCUAUCGGCUCAACUGUGGCAGCACAACUAUGGUGGUAUUAAACAACAGUGAAAUUAUCCGUGAGGCUCUUGUUAAGAAAUGGUCUGACUUUGCUGGGAGGCCUCAUUCAUACACCGGUGAUAUCGUGUCUAGUGGAGGACGAACCAUUUCUUUGGGAGAUUUCAGUGAGGAAUGGAAAGCUCAUAGACGUGUGACCCACAGUGCUCUGCAGCGCUGCACCACUGACUCCUUGCACUCUGUCAUAGAAAAGCAAGCACAACAUCUCUGUCAGGUGUUACGAGACUACAAUGAAAAGGCUGUGGAUUUAUCUGAGGAUUUUACUGUGGCUUCGAGUAAUGUCAUCACAACACUGACCUUCAGCAAAGCUUAUGAUAAAAGUUCAGCGGAGCUGCAGAAGCUGCAGGAGUGUCUGAAUAAAAUUGUUUCUCUCUGGGGUUCACCCUGGAUCUCAGCCCUGGACUCCUUCCCUCUGCUCCGGAAAUUUCCCAACCCCCCAUUCUCUCAUCUAAUGAAGGAGGUGGCCAGACGCGAUGAGCUAAUAGGGAAACACAUAGAGGAGUUUAAGAAAAGUGAGCAUAAAGAAGGUGGCACACUGACUUCUUCACUCCUGAAGUGUCUUGAACCACAACAAGGGGCAGCCAAUCACACGACUCUGACAGACACUCAUGUGCACAUGACCACGGUGGAUCUGCUAAUUGGAGGGACAGAAACUAUUGCUGCUUUGCUUAACUGGACUGUGGCCUUCCUUUUACACAGGCCAGAGGUUCAGGAUAGAGUGUAUGAGGAGCUGUGCUGUGUGCUGGAUGUGCGAUACCCUCAGUACAGUGACCGACACAAACUGCCAUAUCUGUGUGCUCUGAUCAGUGAGAUGUUACGACUGCGACCUGUAGCUCCCCUCGCUGUGCCACACAGAGCCAUACGAAACAGCAGCAUUGCAGGGCAUUUCAUUGCCAAGAAUACAAUAAUCAUCCCCAAUCUGUAUGGUGCUCACCAUGAUCCAGAAGUCUGGGAUGAUCCAUAUAGCUUUAAACCAGAACGCUUUUUGGAAGGUGGUGGCGGGUCCCUUCGUUCUCUGAUAGCAUUUGGAGGAGGUGCCCGACUUUGUUUGGGAGAGGCGGUAGCCAAAAUGGAGAUGUUUCUCUUCACUGCGUACCUCCUGCGAGAGUUCAAGUUCCUGCCUGCCAGUAAAGAAGAUCCACUGCCUGAACUGCGAGGUGUCGCCAGCGUGGUUCUUAAAAUUAAACCAUAUACAGUUAUAGCACACCCCAGAGAACAGUAGAUGCUUAUGAGGAGAGAGUUGCAGUAAUUGCUGAUUUCACCACUCUAAUGUCAAUUCAUUUUUUUCAAUGGGUUGUUGGUUAAAUGUCUGGCUAGGUUUAUGGAUAAUAUUAGUUCAACAUUUAUUCUACAGCAUAAAAUACAUCAGUUGCAUGUACAGUAACUCACCAUUUUUCAAUGCAGUCUCAUGGCAUAUCUUAACUUUUUUUGUAUUCAUAUCUCAUUUAUAGAUUUAAUACAAUUCAUGUAUUCAUGUAUUCAUUAAAGGUGGGGUUUAGGGGUGCAACUCCUAGUGAAAUUGUUUGAAUUUGUAUGAUUUAGCCACUUUCUAAUAUAAAUACAAAAAUUUAUUUAGUUUCCAUCUGAGAUUGAGCUGUUUUUUUCAUGUGUCUUGAAAAAGGCAGUUUCUAACAAGCAGCUACAUGAGACUACAGAAGUUAAAAACGGGCAAGUAAUCUACUCGUGAGUUUACUUUUAAGACUUUAACUGUUGUUUAUACUCAUAAUCUUGCAACAUAUUCAAACUCAGACUUUAGAAGGUUUUGAAUGGAGAUUGAAAAUGUCAGAAAUGCUGGCCAUGUUGAAGUUAUGGUGUAGUUCAUUUAUAGCUCAAAUGUAGCGCUUUACUUUGGCUCUUGAGCAAGCUUCAAAAUUGACAUACUAGUUGUGUUCAUAAACUUAAAAUAUUGGUUAUAAAGUCAAUGAACAAAUAUAAUUUGUAUUAAGGGAAUUCUUGGGUGUUGUUAACAUCCGAACUGGCACAUAAAAAUGGGUCAUCCUUGUGGCAUAUGGCUAAAAACACUGUGCUGCUUUUGUAAUAGACAGAGACCAUCAUAAUUUAGGAUUUUUGGGGGUAAAUUAACAACAAGUUAUUGUACUGGUCUACAAUUCACAGAUGUUGUUUUAUUGUCUGUACCAAGCAUUUAAUUUUCAGAGAAAAUGCUAACUUUUAAAAUUUGACUAUUGGUUAAUAUGUUUAGCUAGACUGUGAUUUAUAUAUUAAAGAUAU
Messenger RNA from Danio aesculapii, 2590 nucleotides. It is a transcript of the gene cyp21a2, whose product is annotated as steroid 21-hydroxylase. Gene Ontology annotation, molecular function: heme binding; steroid 17-alpha-monooxygenase activity; iron ion binding. The coding region runs from base 15 to 1583 and encodes 522 amino acids. The transcript has 12 exons. Lineage: Eukaryota; Metazoa; Chordata; Actinopteri; Cypriniformes; Danionidae. Gene Ontology annotation, biological process: progesterone metabolic process; hormone biosynthetic process. The record is from RefSeq and is a predicted model, not a curated record.